AUGGCUGUUGUCCCCCAUGUGAAAACGUGGUGGAAGUCCGCAGUCAUCUAUCAGAUCUACCCUGCGUCCUUCUGUGAUUCCAAUGGCGACGGCAUUGGUGAUAUCUGCGGUAUUGCUUCCAAGCUUGAUUAUAUCGCUAGCCUAGGUGCAGAUACAAUAUGGCUCAGUCCUGUUUACGACAGUCCGCAAGUGGACAUGGGAUACGACAUAUCGAACUAUGAAGCCAUCUACCCGCCGUACGGGAAUGUGGAAGAAAUGGAACGCCUGAUCAAAGAAACGCAUUCCCGGGGGAUGAGAAUCAUGAUGGAUCUCGUCAUCAACCACACUUCUGAUCAACAUGCUUGGUUUAAAGAAUCCAGGAGUAGCAGAGACAACCCCAAACGGGAUUGGUACAUCUGGCGACCAGCAAAGUACUCGCAGAGCGGCGAGCGGCUCCCACCCAAUAACUGGCGCUGCAGUUUCGGGGGCGGCAGCGCAUGGGAAUGGGACGAGUCGACAAAGGAGUAUUACCUCCACUUGUGGGCCAAGGAGCAGCCAGAUUUGAACUGGGACAGCGCGGAAGCCAGGAAAGCAAUCUAUGCAUCUGCCAUGGUGUUUUGGCUGGACCGCGGAGUGGACGGGUUUCGAGUUGAUACGGUCAAUAUGUACAGCAAACCAGUCGACUUCGCAGACGCGCCGGUCACUGACCCGGCAGCACCGUUCCAGCCUGCGGCCUCGCUAUACUGCAAUGGUCCAAGGAUGCAUGAGUACAUCGGCGAGAUGAAUGACAUUUUGACACGGUACGGAGCGAUCACAGUGGGUGAGCUUCUAGACACUCCCGAUGUGGCAAGGAUAUUGCCGUAUGUGAGCGCUGCGGCUCAACAACUCAACAUGGUCUUCCAGUUUGACGCAGUCGAGGUAGGCUGGGGCCGUACUCACAAAUACGAGACGACUCCAAAGAAUUAUACACUCCCUCAAUUCAAAGAGGCUAUUGGGAAAGCACAGAGUCUUAUACAGGGAACUGACGCCUGGACAACUGCUUUCCUGGAGAACCACGACCUUUCACGAUCAGUCUCCAGGCUUACGGACGACCACCCCACCCUUCGGGAAUCGGGAGCCAAAAUGCUAGCUGUUCUCCAGACUUGCCUCAGUGGAACCCAGUAUAUUUAUCAAGGGCAGGAAAUUGGUGCAGUCAACGCCCCAAAGGAGACAUACCCAUUGGAGGACUACCUGGACAUCAGUAGUCGUCUCUUCAUCGACAUGAUCAAGGAACGCCACGGGGAGAGUAACAAGGACGAGCUCGACAGAGGAUUUACUGCACUACAACAUCUGGCCCGCGAUCAUUCACGGAUACCCAUGGCAUGGAACAGUGCCGCCAAGUAUGGCGGGUUUUCCGAGGAAGCUGAACGGGCUGGCUUGGAUGUCAAAGAACCUUGGAUGAAGCCGCAUCCAUUAUUAACUGAAAUCAACGUUGCUGCGCAAGUCAACAAUUCAGAGAGCGUGUUUGGCUUUUGGCGCAAGAUGUUGCUAUUUAGGAAGCAGCAUGAGGAUAUUCUGGUGUAUGGAGACUAUCUAUGUCUUGAAAAGGACGACCCUGAUGUCUACAUUUUCAUUAAGCAGGCGCAGGAUCGAAAAAGAAGGAUGAUGGUUGUUCUUAACUUCAACUCGGAGGAGAAACACUGGGCUGUUCCAGAAUCUGCAAUGCGUUUCACUAAUGGCGAGACUCCAAAAGUUAUUCUUACAACCCACGAGAGCAAGGAGAGUUCUAAAAACUUAGCCCCAUUUGAAGGCAGGGUCUAUCUCAUGCCAAAUAAUGUGCUGCAUUCUAAUCUAUAG
This is a messenger RNA of Clonostachys byssicola, 1815 nucleotides long. The record is from the annotation of a GenBank genome assembly. NCBI's taxonomy places the organism in Eukaryota, Fungi, Ascomycota, Sordariomycetes, Hypocreales, Bionectriaceae.